This is a messenger RNA of Impatiens glandulifera, 1726 nucleotides long. Its product is annotated as spore wall protein 2-like. The record is from RefSeq and is a predicted model, not a curated record. Bases 332 to 1609 code for a protein of 425 amino acids. The transcript has 2 exons. NCBI's taxonomy places the organism in Eukaryota, Viridiplantae, Streptophyta, Magnoliopsida, Ericales, Balsaminaceae.
CUUUUCUCCGCAGUUCUUCAAAAUCUUAUCUUCUGCAAACUUACUUUCCUAAGCCGAUAAUCGUCGGUAUUCACUUGAUUGCUCAUCUUCUUCCUUUUCAAUCUAUAUAGAUUUUGAAUUUUAUGAAAAUCUCUUGAUCCCCGAAUUAAGAACAUUGUUUUUCUCUUUUUCUAUAAUUUCAAGUCUGUAGCAGCUAAAGGUCAAAACAGGGAUCAACCCGAAUCAGAUUGAAGAAGAUGAUGAUGAUCUAAGUGGAGUAGCUGAAUCUCCUUUCCGGGGUGUAAUUAAUUCUAGCAAUUGUGUGUAAAAGGAAAUCAAUAUCAUCAAGGGAAUGUCUGCUAGAGUGGAUUUUUUCGAGGGAGUGAAGAAUCUACAUCCACCAAACCAAGCAAGGAAGAGGUUCGAUAGAAACUACUCUGGUACAGGCAGUAGCGAUAACGAUAAUAUUUCAGGGAUGAAUGUUAGAACUAGGAAUACUAAUGAAAAUAUUCCAAAUCAUCACAUUUCUUCUUGGAUGAAUCGUCGUAAUAGUUUCACAAAAGACCAACCACCACCACCACCUACGACAACAUCAACACAACAACCUCCGUUUGCUUAUAAUGAAAUCCAUCCUAGAACUUCGGCUCACCUCCAUAACUGCCCUUCCUGUGAUUACCCUGUCAUGGUGCAAGUCACUGCAGACCUAUACUACCACCAUGUCACCUUCAUUCCGGCUGCCAUGGCUAGAACAAACCAAACUCAUGAUGUCAACAAUUUCGUUAACCAAUCUCAACUUCCUUCACAAGGAAGAAGAACAACAACUCCUCAAGAGUACAGUCCAGUCCAAGAACCAGAAGAAGAAGAAGAAGUUAGCACCUUAACUAACGAGCCUGAAGAAGAAGAGGAGAAGCCAGAAAUAAUUAUGGUAACUGCUCCCAACAAAAAAUCCCAACAAGGAUUCAGAACCUAUGCUAGUAUUACUGCGGGUAAGACUAUCAUGGACACUAAAGAAGAUGACAAAAAACCAAUGGAGGAAACAGAAGAAACCGAGGAUAAUGCACAUCAAGAAGUGAGAUUAGGUCAGGUAGAGGUCGGAUUCGUGCAAGUUAUUGUUGACGAGAAAGCGAAAGAGAACACUACAGCUUCUCAAGUUGUUGAUAAUGGUGGUGAAGGCGAUGAUGAUGCAAGCAAUGAUGGUUUCACUACUGUGGUUUCUUGGAAAAGUAAAAUGAAGGCUAAGGCUGCAGCUAAAGCUAAAGAAGCUGGCCAUCGCUAUGGCUAUGGGAGAUGGAAGAAUAGACUUGGUAAAAAUGGUAGGGGUUCUCCAAGAGAAGAGCAUAACAAAAAUAGUAGAGAGCCAACAGAUGAGCAAGCUAUGUAUGCUAAGGUGGGACACAAUGAUGGAGGGCCGAGGAGUGAGCAUGAUAAACGUGCUAGGGGAGGGCUAAUAAGAGACGGGCACGAUAAACAUGGAAGAAGAGGGCCAAGGGAUGAACACGGAACAGGAAAUCUAAGAGAAGGCGGGCAUGAUAAACAUGGGAGAAAGGAUGAACAUGGGACAGGAGAUCCAAGAGAAGGGCAUGAUAAACAUGGAAGAGGGUCAGGAGAAAGAGGCCAACAGAGGAAAUGAUCUCCUUUUUCACAUUAUUAUUAUUAUUCUAUUCUUAGAUUCAAAAUUGCUGUUUUUUCAUUCAGAACCUAAAUACUAUGAUUUUGUAUAAUUGGAUGAGCAAAUUUUGAAUUAGUA